This is a messenger RNA of Micromonas pusilla CCMP1545, 1911 nucleotides long. RefSeq lists its product as uncharacterized. NCBI's taxonomy places the organism in Eukaryota, Viridiplantae, Chlorophyta, Mamiellophyceae, Mamiellales, Mamiellaceae. Gene Ontology annotation, cellular component: intracellular anatomical structure. The transcript is spliced from 2 exons. The record is from RefSeq and is a predicted model, not a curated record. Gene Ontology annotation, molecular function: helicase activity; RNA binding. The coding region runs from base 1 to 1911 and encodes 636 amino acids.
AUGAAAGUCCUCGAGGCGCUUCCCGCCGCCCAGCGCGAAACGCUCAUCAUCCUGCCGUUACACUCGCAAGUGCCGCAAGAGGAGCAGCAGCAGGUGUUCACGCCCGCGCCGGAAGGGAAGAUGAAGAUCAUCCUGUCCACGACGAUCGCGGAGUCGUCGGUCACGAUCGACGACGUACUCGCCGUCGUCGACAGCGGCUUGGUGCGAGAGAUGAACUUCAACGCGGAGAGCAACAUGAGCACGAUGGCGACGGUGCCGACGUCGCGCGCGUCCGCGACGCAGCGCACCGGCCGCGCCGGUCGCGUCGCCCCGGGCGUGUGCUACCGCCUGUACAGCAAGGCGAUGCUGGAGGCGAUGCCGGAGCGGCCGACGCCGGAAAUUCAGAGGACCGCGCUCGAGGCGACGUGUCUGCAGACGUGUUCGAUGACCAACGCGGGGGUGCAAAAGUUUUUAUCGCAAGCGUUGGAUCCGCCCGCGGAGGAGACGGUAUCGCUCGCGAUGGACCGCCUCAAGUCCCUCAACGCGAUCGCGGACGUCGAUGGGCCGUCAAACCCGGCGGAUCCGAGCUCGGUGCCGCGCCGCCGGGAGCUUCUGACGCCGCUCGGGAAGCUCCUGUCGCAGCUGCCGCUCGAUCCCGCGACGGGGCGGAUGCUCAUCAUGGGCGUCGUGACGCAGUGCUUAGACCCGGUGCUCACCGCGGCGGCGUGCAUGAGCUCGAGGGAUCCGUUCAUCACCCCGACCGGCAUGCGCGACGAAGCCCAGCGCGCGCGCCGACGGUUCUGCGAGACGUCGGACCACCACGCGGUCCUCCGCGCGUACGCGGAGUGGCGCGCGGUCAACGCCGAGGAGGGGUUCAACCGCGCGUGCGGCAUCCAAGGCUUGCAGACCAUCACGUCGCUGCGCUCGCAGCUCCUGAACGAGCUCGUCCGCACCGGGCUCGUGCACGCGGGCGACUUGGGGUACGGCGCGAAGAAAGAGCUCAAGGCGGACGCGGUCGUGAAUCGCCACGCCGGCAACGAGGCGCUGACGACGGCGGUGCUCACCACGGGCGUGCCCGGAAACCUCGCGUCGCGGCGGCGGCAGUCGCACUUCGGCGUGAUGCGCACGCGCCUCGAGGCCACCGCGGGGCUUCACCCCGCGUCGGUGUCGUUCCACCGCUCGCCGCCGAGGGGUCGGUACGGUCAGGCGCAGCUCCCGGACUGGUUCAUGUACAAGGAGAUGGUGCUGUCGUCGCAGGUGUUCUUGAGGGACUGCAGCGCGGUGACGCCGGAGCAGCUCGCGCUGUUCGGCGGGUCGAAGAUGACGGAUCUGACGCGGUUCAAGCCAACCGACGCGGAAAUUCGAAGCGGGCGGCGCGCUUCACGAGGGGGAACGACGACGGAGCUGGACGACGACGUCGCGACCGAUCUGAGCGACCGAUCGGAACCCCCGCCCUUGCUCGGCGCGGACGGACUCCCGGUGAUCCCCAUCGACGUCCUCCCGCCCGCCGUCGUCGACGACGACGCGUGGAAGCCCGGUCACGGGCUGAUCGACGACUGGAUCUUGACGUCGUCGUCGUGCCCGGACACGUCGGAGCUGCUGACGGACGUCCGCGGCGAGCUGGACGCCGCGCUCGCGCACAAGGUGAUGGCGCCGCGCCGCGCGUUGUCGCAAGAGUACGCGGAGAUCGUGGACGCCAUCGCGGCGACGUUGCACAUCGUCGACGCGAGGAACGACGCGGCGUUACAGAAGCUCGCGAGGUCGGAGGGCGCGUCGUCGUACGGGUCGUCGUCGUCGUCGUCGUACGGAGGCGGGCCCGCGGGGAGGGCCGGGUUCGGGGACGCGUCUCGGAGAGGUUUCGGCGUCGCGCCGAGAAAGGCGGGUCGGCUGAAGAAGGACGCCAACGGAAACUUCGUGCGCGUCGCGGAGUGA